GAAUGGCCACAAAACUGGAUUCAGUUGAUGCCUUUUUUAAAUGAAAUUUCUAGAAAGGGCGGAUUUUCCUUGGAAUUAGUGCUUUCUUGUUACCAGUCAUUAUGCGAGCAAAUCUACGAAUAUGGAGAUUCUCUAACAAAAGAAAGAAGAAGAGAUUUACUAAAAGGCUUGAGAGAACAUCACACCUCUCUUAUGGAGUUUUGCCUCCUUGUCAUGUUUGUUUCCGUGCCGCUUUCACAAGAAAAUUCGCAUCACAAAAGAGUCGUGAAAAAAGUGCUUCAUUUAUUUCAAAUAUUAUUCGAGCAUAUUAACUUCACAGUCUUAACGGAGGAGUCUUUUCAACUUCUUUUUGCAUUAACAAACAACCCCGAAUUUCAAGCUGAAGCUUUAGAAGCAAUGAUUUCAUUUGUUACCAAAAAACGAGAUAAAAAUCAGCGAUUGGAGCUUAAUAGGCUUAUAAAUGGUAUUAAUAUUUAUAGCGAGCCUUUUUAUUUAUUACUUUCUCAAGACUGUGAGUCGCUGGAAAAUGACUCAUAUUUACUCAUUAAUCGCUUUGCUGAAUACUUGAAACUUUUGACGACGCACGUGGUUGUUCCUGGCCGCGAGGAAAACUUUGUUAAUUUUGAAACGUCGAGUUUGCAAGUGUAA
Messenger RNA from Zophobas morio, 648 nucleotides. RefSeq lists its product as uncharacterized. Gene Ontology annotation, biological process: RNA export from nucleus; protein export from nucleus. The record is from RefSeq and is a predicted model, not a curated record. Gene Ontology annotation, molecular function: RNA binding; nuclear export signal receptor activity. The coding region runs from base 28 to 648 and encodes 206 amino acids. The transcript has 9 exons. Lineage: Eukaryota; Metazoa; Arthropoda; Insecta; Coleoptera; Tenebrionidae. Gene Ontology annotation, cellular component: nucleus; RNA nuclear export complex; cytoplasm.